Molecule: messenger RNA, 678 nt
Organism: Truncatella angustata
Lineage: Eukaryota; Fungi; Ascomycota; Sordariomycetes; Amphisphaeriales; Sporocadaceae
Product: vacuolar-sorting protein SNF7
Exons: 4
Coding region: 1-678 (225 amino acids)
Biological process (GO): vesicle budding from membrane; late endosome to vacuole transport via multivesicular body sorting pathway
Cellular component (GO): multivesicular body; ESCRT III complex; cytoplasmic side of plasma membrane
Source: RefSeq, a predicted model, not a curated record
AUGUCCGGCGUCUGGGGCUGGUUUGGAGGCGGAGCGGCCCAGAAGAAGAAGGAUACCCCCAAAAACGCCAUCCUGAGCCUGCGGUCGCAGCUUGAUAUGCUACAGAAGCGAGAGAAGCAUCUGAUGACACAGAUGGAUGAGCAAGAUGCGAUUGCAAGGAAGAAUGUCAACACAAAUAAGAACGCGGCAAAGGCUGCGCUAAAGCGGAAGAAGGCACACGAGCAAAGUCUGGACCAGACAACAGCACAGAUUGGAACCCUGGAGCAACAGAUCAAUGCCAUCGAGUCGGCCAACAUCAACCACGAGACCUUGGCAGCGAUGCAGAAGGCCGGUGAGGCUAUGAAGCAAAUCCACGGCAAGCUUACGCCCGAAAAGGUGGACGAGACCAUGGCUCAACUUCAGGAACAAAACGCGCUCAGCGUAGAAAUUGUCAACGCCAUCACGAGCAACCAGAUUGGGGAGCCCAUCGACGAAGACGAGCUGGACGAGGAACUCGAGGCCAUGCAGCAGGAACAGCUGGACGAGCAGAUGCUCAAGUCAGGCACAGUUCCCGUAUCAGAUACCAUCCACAGGCUGCCCAGUGUUGCAAAUGGCAAAAUCGAGAGCAAGACGCCUGUGGCCGAGGAAGACGACGAGGAAGCCGAGUUCAGAAAGUUACAGGCAGAGAUGGCCAUGUAG